Molecule: messenger RNA, 1640 nt
Organism: Ruditapes philippinarum (Manila clam)
Lineage: Eukaryota; Metazoa; Mollusca; Bivalvia; Venerida; Veneridae
Product: A disintegrin and metalloproteinase with thrombospondin motifs adt-1-like
Exons: 10
Source: RefSeq, a predicted model, not a curated record
UUGAUGGAGUUUGGUCAGAAUGGAGCAAAUGGGGCGACUGUAGUGUUUCAUGCGAACUGGGUCAAAGGUCAAGGUCAAGGACAUGUAUAUUUCCAGAUCCACUAACAACUGAUUUGCCUUGUAUUGGAGAUGAUGUAGAAACAAUGGCAUGUAAUCUAGGAACAUGCCCAGUUAGCGUUGACGGUGUGUGGGGAGAUUGGGGACAAUGGAGUGACUGCGGGGUAACAUGCGGACAAGGUGAAAGGUUAAGAACAAGGGAGUGCAUAUUUCCAGAUCCUGCGAACAUGGGAGCUGAUUGCUCGGGUGCGCCUAAUGAAACCGAAAUAUGUAACAUACAGGCUUGUCCAGUUGAUGGAGUUUGGUCAGAAUGGAGCAAAUGGGGCGACUGUAGUGUUUCAUGCGAACUGGGUCAAAGGUCAAGGUCAAGGACAUGUAUAUUUCCAGAUCCACUAACAACUGAUUUGCCUUGUAUUGGAGAUGAUGUAGAAACAAUGGCAUGUAAUCUAGGAACAUGCCCAGUUAGCGUUGACGGUGUGUGGGGAGAUUGGGGACAAUGGAGUGACUGCGGGGUAACAUGCGGACAAGGUGAAAGGUUAAGAACAAGGGAGUGCAUAUUUCCAGAUCCUGCGAACAUGGGAGCUGAUUGCUCGGGUGCGCCUAAUGAAACCGAAAUAUGUAACAUACAGGCUUGUCCAGUUGACGGUGUGUGGGGAGAUUGGGAACAAUGGAGUGAUUGUGGGGCAACAUGCGGAGAGGGUCAAAGGUCAAGGUCAAGGGAGUGUAUAUUUCCUGAUCCGGCGAACAAGGGAGCUAAUUGUUCCGGUGUGUCGACUGAAACUGAAACAUGCAAUAUACAGGCUUGCCCAGAAACUCCAGUUGACGGUGUGUGGGGAGAGUGGGGAGAAUGGAGUGCUUGUGGGGCAACAUGUGGGGACAGUCAAAGGUCAAGGACCAGGGUGUGUAUAUUUCAGGACCCAGCAAACCCUGGAGCUGAUUGCAUUGGGUUGUCAAUGUCUAAUGAAACGUGUAAUAUGCAGGACUGUCCGGUUGACGGUGUGUGGGGAGAUUGGGAACAAUGGAGUGAUUGUGGGGCAACAUGCGGGGAGAGUCAAAGGUCAAAGUCAAGGGAGUGUAUAUUUCCUGAUCCGGCGAACAAGGGAGCUAAUUGUUCCGGUGUGUCGACUGAAACUGAAACAUGCAAUAUACAGGCUUGCCCAGAAGGUGACCCAUAUUGGGGAGAAUGGGUCGUGUCACAAUGCUCCGAAAACUGUGGAAAGGGUAUUCGGACAAGUACCCGUUUCUGCUUAAUUUCUGGUGUUGAAACAGACGUUAACAAGUGCAAAGGUAAAGCUGAAAAAACAACAGGCUGUAAAGGGAUUAAUUGUGAAGUUUAUACUGAUUGUACCUGGUUGGAAUGGUCAGCAUGGUCGCAAUGUUCGGCGACAUGUGGCGAAGGAACCAGGUCACGUGAACGCGAACAUUGGUAUCCAACUAACACCAUGGAUGGAGAAUGCUACGGAAGAGAUAUAGAAUCAAUGUCCUGUCAAGUUACUCAUUGCUGAGAUUUGUUCCCACUUGUAAAUCGUGAUGUAUACUGUCAGCAUUCAGUAAUAGUUUGUAAUGUAUUUAAUAAAAAGCAA